AUGAAGAUGGAGGACUACGUGAAUAAGGGUUACGUGCGAAAGCUGACGCAAGCAGAACUCAACAAACAGCAGUCUCAACAAUGGUUCGUGCCCGUAUUCCCUGUUGUGAAUCCCAACAAACCGGGUAAGGUACGGCUAGUAUGGGACCCCGCUGCUCCUGCUCAUGGUGUUUGCCUCAAUUCGUUCCUAAUCAAAGGCCCUGAUCUUUUGACAUCGCUACUAGCAGUUCUCGUCCAGUUUCGGGAGUUUCGCAUCGCUAUCUGCGGGGAUAUUCGGGAGAUGUGCCUGCAGAUUCUUCUGAGACAUGACGUUCGCCUGUGCUUCUUUUGGAGGGACGAUGUAGGGAGCGCUGAACCCAGCAUAUACACUUUGCUGGUGUUGCCGUUUGGGCGAUUCCAGGAAAGUCAUCCGGCAGCGGUUCGAGCCAUCGUCGAUAAACAUUACGUGGAUGAUAUGCUUGCAAGCGUCGAAAGCGAACAAGAAGCAAUAGAUCUCGCGCUGAACGUGAAGGAAAUCCAUGCUGAAGCCGGCUUUGACAUGAGAAAUUGGAUUUCAAACUGUCCGGCUGUUUUGGAGGCGCUACAUGAGAGAAUCACGGAAGAGAAGGACCUUAGUAUGGCGGAAGGAGCCACUACAGAGAAGGUACUCGGAAUGUGGUGGAAUACUUCGACUGACUGUUUCACCUUCAAGAUUUCUCCUCGCUAUGAUCCAGAGCUUAUGUCGGUCCAGCGGAGACCAACCAAGAGGGAAGUACUCAGAACGUUGAUGAUGAUCUUCGACCCCUUGGGGCUUAUUGGUCAUUUCUUAAUGUUCUUGAAGGUGGUGUUACAGGAAAUAUGGAGAACGUCCGUCGGAUGGGAUGAUCAUAUAGAAGAAAAACAGUUUGGAAUGUGGAUGCAGUGGCUAAAGGUACUUCCUGAAGUGGCAACGGUAGAAAUCCCACGUUGCUAUAGGACCGCUACAUCAAUUGAUAGUACCAACGAAGUGCAAAUGCACAUCUUUGUCGACGCUAGUGAGAAAGGGUUCGCUGCAGUGGCAUAUCUGCGAUUCAAGCAAGGAGACAUCAUUGAAACGGCGCUGGUAGGAUCAAAGACACGUGUUGCACCUAUCAAGUUCCUAUCAAUUCCGCGAUCGGAGCUACAAGCCAGUGUAAUCGGAGUAAGGUUGGCGAACAGCAUAGCGCAAUCGCUGUCCGUCAAGAUUAACAGGCGCUUCUUUUGGACCGAUUCAAGCGACGUCAUCAGCUGGCUCAAAUCCGAUCAUCGCAGAUAUAGCCCGUUUGUCGCUUUCCGAGUGAGCGAGAUGCUGGAAGCUUCGGAUGUCAGCGAAUGGCAGUGGAUUCAAACGAAUAAUAAUGUCGCUGACGAUGGAACAAAGUGGAAACGAGUACCUGAUAUGAGAAAAACAAGUCGAUGGUUCCACGGUCCGGAAUUUCUCAAAACUCCAGAAGCAGAGUGGCCUGUGAAGAUACACGUCGAUAACGCUACCUCGGAGGAAUUACGUCCACAUUUAUUGCUGCACAUCAAAUUACCAGAGCCAAUCAUCGAUCCUCAAAACUUCUCCAAAUGGACUUCGUUUCUACGUCGAUGCGCAUACGUGUUUCGAUUCAUCGGGAAUGUGAAGACAUCUAGCUCUGAAGAAAGAACUGUUGGAGCAUUGACAGCUAGUGAGCUAGUAAAGGCUGAAAACUACUUGUACCGGCUGGCCCAAGGUAGUUCGUACGCAGAUGAGCUAGCAAUACUAUCGAACACAAGAGCGUCCAAAGAUUCUACCUUGACGAUACCGAAGAAUAGUUCAAUCUAUUAUCUGUGUCCGUUCCUGGACCAACAUGGCGUACUCCGGGUGCGUGGUCGAACCUCGGCGUAUCCCGGUGUGAAUCCGGAUGCAAUGAAUCCAAUCAUCCUUCCACGAAAUAAUCACAUCACACGUCUCAUCAUAUCCCACUACCACAACAAAUAUCAUCAUCAAAACCACAAUACCGUGGUUAACGAGUUGCGCCAACGAUACAGCAUUUCUCGAUUGAAGCCUGCCUACAAUGAGAUUCGUCGAUGCUGUCAGCAGUGCAAAAACGAUCGUGCACAACCACUACCACCAGCUAUGGGCGACUUGCCAUUACCUCGCCUGGCCGCCUACGCUCGACAGUUCACGUAUAUGGGGGUGGACUACUUUGGACCAAUUAUGAUUACCGUUGGACGUCGUCAAGAGAAGCCAUCGGUACCCAUCAUUGAAAUUCACACUGUAAAACGACAGAUCCCUCUCCCCCAUAAGGGCAUACGUAAUAUGUGUACGGUCCCCUAG
Armigeres subalbatus is the source of this 2298-nucleotide messenger RNA. RefSeq lists its product as uncharacterized. The transcript has 3 exons. NCBI's taxonomy places the organism in Eukaryota, Metazoa, Arthropoda, Insecta, Diptera, Culicidae. Gene Ontology annotation, molecular function: phosphoric diester hydrolase activity. The record is from RefSeq and is a predicted model, not a curated record. Bases 1 to 2298 code for a protein of 765 amino acids. Gene Ontology annotation, biological process: lipid metabolic process.